Messenger RNA from Sorex fumeus (smoky shrew), 1666 nucleotides. RefSeq names its product peptidylprolyl isomerase E (gene PPIE). The transcript is spliced from 10 exons. Gene Ontology annotation, molecular function: peptidyl-prolyl cis-trans isomerase activity; RNA binding. Gene Ontology annotation, biological process: protein folding; protein peptidyl-prolyl isomerization. Bases 261 to 968 code for a protein of 235 amino acids. NCBI's taxonomy places the organism in Eukaryota, Metazoa, Chordata, Mammalia, Eulipotyphla, Soricidae. Gene Ontology annotation, cellular component: intracellular membrane-bounded organelle. The record is from RefSeq and is a predicted model, not a curated record.
CGCGGGAGCAAGAUGGCCACUACCAAGCGUGUGUUGUGGACUCGCAGAAGAAGUGGACGACAAAGUUCUCCAUGCCGCUUUUAUCCCUUUCGGAGACAUCACAGAUAUUCAGAUUCCACUGGAUUAUGAAACAGAAAAGCAUCGAGGAUUUGCUUUUGUUGAAUUUGAGUUGGCAGAGACGCCACUAGAAAGAUUCAGCUGCAAGCCUCAACGUGGAUCUUGUCUUUUCUUGGCAGGAUGCUGCAGCGGCUAUCGACAACAUGAAUGAAUCUGAGCUCUUUGGACGGACAAUCCGUGUCAAUUUAGCAAAGCCAAUGCGGAUUAAAGAAGGCUCUUCCAGACCCGUUUGGUCAGAUGAUGACUGGCUGAAGAAGUUUUCUGGGAAGACUCUUGAAGAGAGUAAAGAGGAAGAAGGGUCAGAGCCUCCCAAAGUAGAAACCCAGGAGGGGGAGCCCGCAGCAAAGAAGGCACGUGCCACCCCUCAGGUGUACCUGGACAUCAAGAUUGGGAACAAGCCUGCUGGCCGCAUCCAAAUCCGCCUACGCUCUGAUGUUGUGCCCAUGACAGCAGAGAAUUUCCGCUGCCUGUGUACCCACGAGAAGGGCUUUGGCUUCAAGGGGAGCAGCUUCCACCGCAUCAUCCCCCAGUUCAUGUGCCAGGGCGGUGACUUCACCAACCACAACGGCACCGGUGGCAAGUCCAUCUAUGGCAAGAAGUUUGACGAUGAGAACUUCAUCCUCAAACACACAGGGCCUGGCCUGCUCUCCAUGGCCAAUUCGGGCCCCAACACCAAUGGCUCCCAGUUCUUCCUGACAUGUGACAAGACAGACUGGCUAGACGGCAAGCACGUGGUGUUUGGGGAGGUCACAGAAGGCCUGGACGUCUUGCGGCAAAUUGAGGCCCAGGGCAGCAAGGACGGGAAGCCCAAGCAGAAGGUGCUCAUUGCAGACUGUGGGGAGUACAUGUGAAUGAGUACACGCGUGUCAGAAGCCAUCAACUGUGAAACGAGCCACUGGGGAAGUCACGUUACAAGGCAGGGAGUAUCCUGACUUCCCACAGGGACUGCUGGUUGCAGACUGGGCCUCUUCCAAAGCUCUUUCCCGUGUUGCUGUGGGCCCGGGAGCUGAGACAGAUCCUGUGGCCCCCGCCCCCAUCCCGCCCACCCUAGCCCAAAGACGGCUGUGCAGCCUUUCCCAGGUCGUCACUGCUGCCUCCCUCCUGAGCCCACCAAUAAUAAGGCUCCUGGCUGGUCCUGGUGAAAUACGCUACAGUUCUGGUAGUGCCUAGUCUGUAUCAUUGCUGAGACAGUUGGAGAAUACACAGGGUGUCUGGCUUCCCCGUGACUUUUGUUUGCUCCCUGGAGGAGUCCUUGGGAUGCCGAGAGAUGGAGUCUCACCCCAGACCCCCUAGUCAGACCAUUGUCAGGCAGUGGGAAUGAAAGGUGCUGGGUCAUUCCUGUUCGCACAGCUUCUUCUGGCCAAGCCUGUAACCAGCAUGUGUACUUAGCAGUGUCAGUGAUGCAUUUGUUUGUUCACUUUUAUUAAUUUUUUAAAAUGAGAUUUUCUGUCUCAAAGUGCCUUCUCCCUGAGGUCAGCAAACCACAUGGACCUAAAAAAAUCCAACCUGCUGUGUUUUUUGUGAAUAAAAUUGUACUGGAACAUGUCCA